AUGGCUGCCAUAUCUCCCGGGAUCCGCAUCGGCACACCGCGGACCAGCACAUCGCGCUCCGGCACACCGCGUCCCUUACGAUUCACGCGCCGUGGGAUGAGAGGAGGAUCCCCUUCACCCAAGCAACACAGCUUUGAGUCCUUCUCGAAGCGGAUAUCAAAGUUGAAGAUUGACCCAGCCCAUACCGUGGAAAAAGUCAGGCCUUCAAGGGAGAACCAGGACGGCUUGCAAACCUUUUUCCACGCAACGUUGGAAGAGUGGGCACAGCUGAAUCUCUCAACAACAUUCACCAGCUUCUUCGGGCAGGCGAGUCCACUGAGCGAAACCCUCCCUUUACUCCUUCACCAUGCACCCACGAUCUUCAAUACCCUUAUCGAACACAUCGAACGAAGAGACGAACAUGCCCUCGAACCUCUCCUCAGUCUCCUGGCCCAACUUACUCACGAUCUCGACCAUGGUUUCGAACCUUACUUUGAAAGAGCAGUACAAGUGGUUUCACAGAUUGCUGCCACCAUUGACAAGGUCGAGGUCGUUGAAUGGUGUUUCAACUGCCUGGCGUACAUGUUCAAAUACCUCUCGAAACUGCUCGUACAAGAUUUACGCCCCCUGCUCACCGUCAUGAUACCCUACCUAUCUGCCACGAAGGAAUACGUCGUCCGGUUCUGCGCAGAGUCGCUCUCUUUCUUGCUGAGAAAAGCUGCGGCGCAGUUUGUCACAGAUCAGGAUCCCCUGAUUCUCGUUGUCCAACAUCUUUUGGGAGAAUACCCACCGCAAGAUGGCGCAGUCGCCCUCAGUUCAUAUCAAUUCGGAGUCAUGACUCUGUUCAUGGAGGCCGCUCGUGGGGUCGACUACGAAUAUUUACAUUCGUGCUCUGUACCCCUGGUACAAUGUCUACUGGACUGCGCUCUCCCCAUAUGUCACCAAGCGCACAUUCGGUCCAUUGUGGAUGGUGUUCUGGUUGGCCUGAUAAAUGAGACGAACAGCGAGACAUUCGGCGCUGUCCAGGCGGUCAUCCUGGAUACUGUUCGGCACUGUGCGUCGUCUGAGGAAGUCAACCAGUUGUCUUUCGCAUUCAGGCUUUUGCUUGUUCUCCUGGGGACCCAGAAAGGAACGAGGGUCAGUCAAUGGCCGUCCGUCAUCGAGGCCUUCCAAAUUGCAGCAGCGAUCUCACUGGAGCUCGAGGAGAGAACGCAAUUCAGUCCCAUUUUUGCAAUCAUGGUCGCCAUGAUAAUUCAAUAUGCGCCCCUGGACGACAUGUUGAAGGAAAAGUCGGCCUUGCCCCGUCAGUUGUUGGAGUGGGUCGACGAGCACCUUUCAGCACGCGAGUUCUAUGCCUUCGCCACCGCCUGUGCAGAGCUUGGGAAAGAGAGAUUCGUCAAAUUUGUCCUUCCAGAACUCCAGAAAUACAUCUCGAAUCACUGGUCUGAUGACGAGGUGAGUCUUUACUACAUGCUGGAGAGGUUGCAGCAGAAUCGAAUCGGUUUCAGCGACUCUGAAACCGCCAGGUCAUUCAGUUGCCCUCCGGAGUUUGGGAAUUUCAUCCUGAGUCAACUAUCCUCGAAGGAACACGAUGAGGAUGCAGUCACGACAGAAGAGCUCGCCGGACGGCUCCGCUUCUCCAAAGUUGCUUGCCUUUUUGGGGAUUCUGAAAAUACUGCUAGAUCCCUUGACGCCUUUCACAAUCUGCUCAUCCGCGUCUUGGACGAUGUCGGGAGCGACCUUGACCUGCACCAACGGACAGUCUUGGGCUGGGGCUUUGACGCCUUUGUCGAAAUCGCACCCGCUGACGAUCCACGGCUCAAGGACCUUGCUUCACGUGUUCCGAAUUUAUCACCGGUGGUCUUCCAUCUACCAGCUUGUGUACAAGCGAUGAGCCGUCUGUUUCACAAAGUUGGUGUACCGCAGGGCGAGGAUUUUCAGCUCUUCGACAAUGUCCGCCAAAUUCUCAUGCGAAACCUGUUGUCGACAACAACCUGCUUGAAGAAGGCAUCCGCACAACUGCUUUUUGCCUUGGGCGGGUCACGUGAUGAGUCCUGGCUCAGAGAAAUCAUCAGCCUGAUCUUCGAAAUCCUCAAUACCCCUUACACUCCCGCCGAAGUCCGAAAAAUUGGCCACCUAUUGAGGCGAAUGCUAUAUUGGCAUAGAGACAAAGAAGGCGACUUCCGAUUCCACAAUCUUGUGCCUUAUUUCUGUUUCGGCUUGAUGACACAUUACCACGACAAAGCAAGAGCGCAAGUCCUCCACACUCUCGCUCACCUGAUAGGUACGUUGCGGUCUGAAGAGACGAUAGUCAACAUUGCUGUGGAAUGGCUCCAGUCACCACCUCAUUCGACACAAUCAUGCCAGAAAGCUCCCAAGGUGGAAAAAUCGACACCCUCUUCCUUCGAAUGCGGAGAGCUCGCAUACGUCGAUUCGUUAUACAAAUCGGUCUCGGUUGACUUCCAAAAUUCCGGCGAGAGAUUCCGCAGCAUGCUUGAAGACGAACACCGCCUGGAAAAUCCCAAUGCCACGCCUGAAAAUGGUCGAUCGUUGGCUCUCGUGGUGCUAAAUGCGAUGCCGGCUUCAGCCGAGUUCCGGGCUCGUUCAUGGAUUCCUAUCUUCCUUAAUGUCCCCUUCACCCGCGCUCAACUGCAACCCCAGCCUGGCUCGGACGCUUCUGCAUCGUCGCACACAGUAAGUCCAGACCUCGAUGACCACGAAUGGUCUUUCCAAGACAGGAAAGCGUUCUUGUCCCUGUUCGGCCACUUCGAAAAACCUGCUGCGGUCUUCAAAUCUUCCGAAGUCCAUGCAAAGCUCAUGACUCUGUUGAGUAACGGCAACGAUGAAAUCCGAAAGCUGGCUCUCAAGGGCAUACUGACGUGGAGAGACCCGGUACUUCGCCGGUAUUCCUCGACCAUGCUCCUCCCGUUGGCCGAAGGGAAAUCGGACACAUCCGAUAUAGGUAAAUAUCUGACCUCUGAUGGGGAGAGUCUCAUCAGAUCAAUGGACCGGAGCACUGUUCUUCCAGUUGUCCUCCGGCUUGUCUUUGGCGUGAUUGUGGGCCGGGCAGGAACGGCAGGAUCUCAAGACGCUCGGAGGAAAUCAUUGCUACGUCUUCUCCUCCGACUCUCCGAGGAAGAAGUGUCCAUGUUUCUUGACAUCGCUCUGGGCAGGUUGAGAGAGGUCAAGAUCCAAGUCGGCCCCCCGAAUCUCGCAAGCCUCGACCAAGCAUAUGUCCCGGAAGACCAGCGAUAUGGCUUUCUGCGGUUGCUGUUGUCGAUGUUGGAGACAUUCGAGCGCAAGUUCGCUCCCUACGGUCGACAUGUCGUCGACGCGGUUGUGUUCUGCGUCGCCAAAGCUUCUGAGACGCCAGUCAGGCCAACUGGCACGGGGGAGUUGGCCCGGAGUAUCCGACGAACAGGCUUUCACUGCCUUGUGCACCUCUUCACUCAUUGUCCUACCGUCGACUGGCCGGUAUACCUUCGCAGACUCUUUGCUGAUGCAAUAAGUCCGCGCCUCGACACAUUCUCUUCCGAGACGACCCAGAUUUCGACUCUGCUCCGCCUGUUUGCAACUUGGGCCAAAUCCGCGGAUUACGUCAUCUACUUCGGAGAUUACGAUCGGCGAGUCCCGGAAGUCACGUGGCAGGCUCUUGCAGCGGAUUCAACACCAGUCCAUGUCAAGCUGUUUAUUCUCAACGACAUAGUCCUUCCAUGGGCUCACCUGGCUGACGAUGAACGGCGUUCGCCAAACAACGCUCGUGAACUCCUCAAAACCCACUCGGACGGUCUAUUCCGAGCUUUUGCGGCCCUCCUCGAGCGGACACCUGCCAGGCCCGUCCUCUCUGCAAUAACGAUCGUCCUGCCCCUGCUUGCCCCUUUUGCUGAGUCUACGGAAUCUCGACAGUCCAUGGUGAGGCUGCUGACAACUCUGCUCAGCGAUGAUGGGCUCAAGAUACCCCCCGUUAUCAAGGGUCAACUCCUCGCUUCUCUCAAGAGCUUUCUGGGCGUCGGUACCACUCUGGAUGAAAGCUCACACCUUCGACUUCUGACACUGACCUCGUCUUUGUUCAAUUUCUUCCUGGACCAGCCAAAUCGUCAGAUACUGUGCGACGUGCUGGAAAUGUUGUCUGUUCGCGAUGAAGGUCUCAGUCGAAUCGCGCAAAUAUGCAGUGGGCUGAAUGCCACGUCCUCCGAGCGACUCGGAGAGAUUGAUUACGACAGGCGGCUGCAGGCUUUUGAGACAAUCCGGAAUCUGAGUUUAUACGACAGCAGUUCGAGUUACCAACCCAUUAUUUACAACCUGCUGUUCUUCCUGAGGACCGGUGACGAUCUCGCGAUACGGGCAAACGCCUUGGAAUGCCUUAGACAGAUGAUUGUCAAAUCCCGUGAAAUCGAGGCUUCCGACUUGAUCGACGUGAUCGUCAAUUGUGCUCUGCCUGUGACGAAGCAGUGCAUCAAACAUGAAUCGGAGUUCAUUAGAGCGGACUUUGUUACUCUCCUCGGCCUUUUGGUGCAACAUGCUCGCCAUCACGGAGAUCUGAUGAGCAUGGCACCCCUCCUGGUUGGGAAUGACGAAGAAGCGUCGUUCUUUUCGAACAUCCUGCAUGUCCAACAACACCGCCGUCUUCGAGCCAUGCAACGCCUUGUCUCUGAGGUCGAAAAAGGGGGCAUCGGCGCCGCCAACAUCGUGGAGAUUUUUAUUCCUCUGUUAACCAUGUUUGCCCACGACUCAAGCUCGGACCAGUCAGCACAGAGCGCCAAAGGUCAGAGUGUCUCGGCGAUAGGGAGUCUUCUCAAAUGGAUCGACUGGAAACAGUUUAAGAUACUGUUCCGCCGAUACAAAUAUGACCUCGAUGUUGUCAGGGUCGAAAAGAAGGUCAUCACCCGCCUUCUUGCAGGUGCCGCCGAUGCAUUAGUAUAUGCGAACAAGCACCGGUCUGAAAACUCGGCAACAUCACCAGAUCAACCAAUACCUCUGCUCGCACUUACGCUUCCCAACAGAACUGAUGUGGAGCAUGAGGUUCGGCUUCAGUUCAUACCCAAACUUGCAGAGUUCGUCCAUUACAAAGAUGAAGCAGAGAUAAGUUGGCGUCUACCCGUUGCCGUCGUCGGGAUCAAGCUCAUCACGCUGCUGCCUCUACAAGAGGUCGCAGAUGCUGCUUGCCCUAUCAUUCUUGACCUCGCCCAGAUUCUCAAAAGCAGAUCUCAAGAUUCUCGCGAUGCCGCGCGCAAGGCCCUCUGCGAUAUCGUUCUUCUGCUUGGUGCCGGCAGUAUGUCAUUUGUGCUUCGACAAAUGCGCACGGUUCUCAAUCGAGGGUAUCAGUUGCAUGUCGCCUCAUACACCCUCCAUGCAAUCCUGGUGGCGCUGGUUCCGAAAGCCGGGCCUGGCGAUAUGGACUAUUGCUGCGAAGAGCUCGUUUACCACAUCACGAGCGAGAUCUUCGGCGCGGUGGGCCAAGAAAAGGACAAUCCAGAUUACGUCAGCAGCAUGCGCGAGGUCAAAACCAACAAGAACUAUGACUCCAUGCAGCUUCUGGCAAGUUCAGUGAGCGUCCCGUGUGCAUCAAAGCUUAUCACACCAAUCCAGACCAUCCUGUCUGGGCCUCUGACCAUCAGGCAAAUCGGAAAAGUCGAUGAGCUUCUCCGGAGGAUUGGCACCGGCAUCACCCGGAACCCGUCAGUCCUUCCGCGAGACGUCUUCACCUUCUCGUACCAGUUGAUUCGAUCGAUCCAUGAACAGGAAGUGGCCGACCGACGCCAAACGCCUACCAACGACGAAAAGAACCGGGAGAGAUAUCUUGUUCAACUGACAUCGGCCGACACAACAACUCCGAGACACAACUCGACCACCUUGUUAUACAAGCUCGCCAAACUCGCUCUGGAAUUGGCCAGGGGCACUUUCCGCACAUUCCCAGAGACUGUGACAGGCGAGAACGUCCAUGGAUUUCUUCCCAUCCUCGGCGACGCCUUGGUUGGAGGCCAAGAAGACGUCAAACUUUCCGCGAUGCUUUUGCUGUGCGUCGUCAUCAAGGUACCACUUCCCGAACUUGACCAAAACUCACACUUGUACGUCGACGAAGCGGUCAAGACGUUGAGGAAUUCGACAAGCACCAACGAGGAAGGGGCGCAGGCUGCGUUGAAACUCAUUGCUGCCAUUCUUCGUGACCGCCCGACUGUCGAGGUCAAGGAAUCCGAUAUUGCUGAAGUUCUUCACCGGGUCACUCCAGACAUCGAAGCACCAGACAAGCAAGGGCCGACAUUCAACUUCAUCCGAGCAGUCAUGGGAAGAAAUAUGCAGUUGCCCGAGCUUUAUGAUCUGGCAGACAAGAUCGGGGUCUUGAUGGUAACAAGUCAGAGUAAGCAGGCACGUGACCUUGCGCGAGGGGUUUUCGUCCAUUUUCUGCUUGGCUAUCCUCAAUCCUCGUCCAGAUGGUCGAAACACCAGGCAUUCCUGUUGACGAAUCUCGAAUACCAGCACGCCGAGGGCAGGCAAUCUGUCAUGGAAGCCAUCAAUACCUUGACGGGAAAGAUGAAAGGAGAACCGUUACAAGAGCUGAUCUCGGCCUUCUUCGUCCCCAUCCUCCUUCAGAUGGCCAAUGACGACAAUGAAGGCUGUCGACACCUUGCUGGAGCUCUCCUUGAGCGGCUUUUCACCCUGGCAGAACGUGGCCGCUUGAAGGACAUGUUCGAAAUUCUGAACAGCUGGAUCGCUGGUGGGGACAAGGCUCAGAUGAAGAGACUCGGUAUGCAGGCAUACGUCGUCCUCUUGGACACGGACGUCCGUCUGAGUGAAGAAGAGGUGGGCCAGAUUCGGAGCAUCACUGCCAAAUCGCUUGAGGCGACAAAGACAACCGAGGUGGACGAAUGGGAACUUCGGUUCCAGGCAUUGCUUUUAUUGCUGAAGCUGGUCCAGUCGCAUCCCGUCGCGGAGCUGGUUGGCAUGUUGAAAGCCUCGUCUCGCAUCUUGCGCUGGACGACGGACAAUGAGGAGCUCACCACCCAAAUGCAGCAGAUCCUUAUGCUUCUGGGUCAUUUUCUGGACAACAACCCGAUCACGAUCGAGGUCAAUCCGGAACCCAAGGAGGCGCAGGCGCAGGAGUUUGAGGGGUCAGAUUUUGAAGAGGCCAGGUCACCACAGGAACUCAAGCCACAGACAGCCGAGUUAGAAGCCACGGCAGAAGAAGCCAGUUCCGAAGAGGCCGAGUCUGAAGAUGAUGUCAACGCCGAGGCCAGCGCCGCCAGCAUUCCCGCUACUCAAUACCUCCUCGAUCAACUGGCGCGCAAUCUCCGUGUAGAAACUGCUCCACUGACAUCUGCGGCGUUGCUCCCAAAGAAAUCGUCGCUGCAACUCCUUACGAAACUCAUCCCCAUUCUCUCGACGUCCAACUUACCCAGCCCCCAGGUCAACGCCAUCCUUCUGCCCCUCCAGCAUAUGACUGACACCAAGACGAUUCCCCCACGUUCCGCCGACCCGACCUUUGGUGAAACGUACCAGACUCUCAUCGAGCUCGCACACGAAGUUAUGGAGCAGCUGCAGCAGAAGCUGGGAGACGCAGAAUACGUCAAGGCGGUCACGGAGGUCAGCAAGAUCAUUCGCGAGAGGAGGGAAACACGCCGGACGAAGCGGCGCAUUGAACAGGUUGCCGCCCCGGAAAAGGCCGCGCGACACAAGAAGAGAAAGGGCGACAGGAAGAGAGACCGGUCGAGGGAGCUGGCCGCGGCACACCGCAAGAGAAGAAGGGAACAAUGA
Fonsecaea erecta is the source of this 7731-nucleotide messenger RNA. RefSeq lists its product as hypothetical. The record is from RefSeq and is a predicted model, not a curated record. Bases 1 to 7731 code for a protein of 2576 amino acids. NCBI's taxonomy places the organism in Eukaryota, Fungi, Ascomycota, Eurotiomycetes, Chaetothyriales, Herpotrichiellaceae. Gene Ontology annotation, cellular component: nucleolus; 90S preribosome; small-subunit processome. The transcript has 2 exons.